GGUUAUUUAGUUUGUUGGUGUAUGGUAUUACCAGACUUGCUGAUUUAUUAGUACAUUGACAAGUAAAAUGGGUUUUUUGGGGAAUUGCUGCUAAAUUUGGUUAAAUAUUGUAUGCGUUAUUGUGUGAUAGAAACUUGUCAAUUGUGUUUUUCGCUCUCAACGAUCUUAGACUCCUCCCCCUAAGACCGUCCUUCAUACGACACAGGUAACACAUGCAGUGAUGCGUGCAUAUGAGCUCGCCUAAGACGUGGCAUGUGAAAAAAAACACAAUUGGACACUUGUUGUUCCGUAUGCAAGCCAAAAUGUUGAUGUGGUUUCUUCUUUCGUGCAUGCUAUUCUCCGUUGUAAGAAUUCAAGGGAAAAUCGUUUCGCCAAGAGUGUCACCAAAACACAGAAUUGUUAUCAGAAGUACGCCAUCAUUUGAUCCUGCUGAAGAAAUUUUAGAAAAAUUUGGUGAUAAAAACCAAAUGAAUUCAACGAACUUAAAGUUUUUGUUUAAAAGCAUCGGCCUAGCUGUGAUAGACGAUGACAACAAUACAAAAAAAAAAUUACAGUCACAGGCAUGUUUUACAAGCAAACAUUUUUUUAGCAUGUACUCCAGAAAUGAUGGGACUAUAAACAAGACUGAUUUCAUCAGUUUAUGUCCUGCCAUGUUAUAUCAGAUGACUAAAAAAGAAUGUAAUUCAGAAAGUAUUAAAAUGUUGGAUGAAGAGAAAGAAGAAGGAAAGGAGAAGCCAGCAAGAGCUUGGGGUUUUGGCUUUCUUUUUGUGACUAUCAUCAGUUUUGGGUCAUUGAUUGGUGCAUUUGUUGUGCCAUUAAUGAACACAGCAAUUUAUAAGACAUUACUGAUGUGUAUGGUGUCAUUAGCUGUUGGUGUUUUAGGUGGUAGUGGCAUAUUUCAUUUAAUACCUGGUGCCCUUGGUUUGCCAGUUGAUGAUAAUGAUACUAGUUAUUUAUGGAAGUGCUCCAUGAUUUUUCUUGGAUUAUAUGUCUUUUUUCUUCUUGAGUGCUCAAUGAAGCUAUAUAUCAGGUUCAAAGAUAAGGAAAAACACCAGUUGUAUGAAGAGGUGACAGCAUUUAAACCAGAUGCUGUUGAGGCAAAAACAAUGAAUUUCGCUCAUUCAAGUAAUGGUCAUUGCCUUAACACGAAUAAUGAUGAAAAUUUUCCUGCUGAUGUGAUUUCAGAUAAUACUUAUAAAAAACAAAACAGUAGAGUUGAACUAACAAGUAAAGGAAGUCAAAAUAAUGCUAAAGGAAUGAUGUUAGAUGCUCCUAAGGGACGAGUUAUAGCUACUGUAGCUUGGAUGAUCAUUAUUGGUGAUGGAUUACAUAACUUUAUUGAUGGUCUUGCCAUUGGUGCAUCAUUUACUGGUUCAGUUAUCACUGGAGUCAGCACUUCUUUUGCUGUGAUGUGUGAGGAGUUACCUCAUGAGCUAGGUGACUUUGCCAUUCUACUUAAAUCGGGUCUUACAUAUAAGGAAGCAAUGUUGGCAAAUUUUCUUUCGGCUUGCUGUUGUUAUAUUGGUCUAGUGAUUGGUUUAGUUCUUGGUUAUACCACAUAUUCUGUAAAGUAUAUUUAUGGUAUAGCUGGAGGAAUGUUUCUUUAUAUAUCUUUGGUUGACAUGCUUCCUGAAGCUUUGGAAAUGGCAUAUGUUAUUGGUGGCAAUUCGAAGCAAAAGUUGAUCAAGAUGUUAUGUUUUGUAAAUGUUGCUAUGAUUUUUGGAUAUGGAGUUAUGUUGGUCAUUGCAUUAUAUGCUGGAAAUAUUAAUCUAGGAAGUCCAGAUUGCAAAAUGUCGGUGUGGUUUCUUUUUUUGUUUUUGAUAUUUUCCGUUGUAAGAAUUCAAGGGAAAAUCGUUUCGCCAAGAGUGUCAGCAAAACACAGAAUUGUUAUCAGAAGUACGCCAUCAUUUGAUCCUGCUGAAGAAAUUUUAGAAAAAUUUGGUGAUAAAAACAACAUGAAUCUAACGAAUAUGAAGUUUUUGUUUGAAAGCAUCGGUCUAGCUUUGAUAGAGGAUGAUAACAGUACAUGGAAAAGUUUGCAAUCUCAGGCAUGUUUCACAAGCAGACAUUUUUUUAGCAUGUAUUCCAGAAAUGAUGGGACUAUAAACAAGACUGAUCUCAUCAAUUUAUGUCCUGCCAUGAUAUAUCAGAUGACUAAAAAAGAAUGUAAUUCAGAAAGUAUUAAAAUGUUGGAUGAAGAGAAAGAAGAAGGAAAAGAGAAGCCUACAAGAGCUUGGGGUUUUGGCUUUCUCUUUGUGACUAUCAUUAGUUUGGGGUCUUUAAUUGGUGCAUUUGUUAAGCCAUUAAUGAACAAAACAAUCUACAAGAUGUUACUGAUGUGUAUGGUGUCAUUAGCUGUUGGUGUUUUAGGUGGUAGUGGCAUAUUUCAUUUAAUACCCCAUGCUCUCGAUUUGCAUGUUGAUGAAAUUGGUGCUAAUUAUUUGUGGAAGUGCUGCAUGAUUCUACUUGGAUUAUAUGUCUUUCUUGUUCUUGAGUGCUCAAUGAAGCUAUAUAUCAGGUUCAAAGAUAAGGGAAAACACCAGUUGUAUAGAGAGAUGACAACAUUCAAACCAGAUGCUGUGGAGGCAAAGACAUUGAAUUUCAUUCGUUCAAGUAAUGGUCAUAACUUUAUUCCGAACAAUGAUGAAAACUUUGCUACUGAUGUGAUUGCAGAUAAUACUUAUAAAAAACAAAACAGUAGAAUUGAACUAACAAGUAAUGCAAUUCAAAACAAUGCUGAAGGAAAGAUGUUAGAUGCUCCUAAGGGACGAGUUAUAGCUACUGUAGCUUGGAUGAUCAUUAUUGGUGAUGGAUUACAUAACUUUAUUGAUGGUCUUGCCAUUGGUGCAUCAUUUACUGGUUCAGUUAUCAUUGGAGUCAGCACUUCUGUGGCUGUGAUAUGUGAGGAGUUACCUCAUGAGCUAGGUGACUUUGCCAUUCUACUUCAAUCUGGCCUUACAUACAAGGAAGCAAUGUUGGCAAAUUUUCUUUCGGCUUGCUGUUGUUAUGUUGGUCUAGUGAUUGGUUUAGUUCUUGGUUAUAUCAAACAAACUGUAAAGUAUAUUUAUGGUAUAGCUGGAGGAAUGUUUCUUUAUAUAUCUUUGGUUGACAUGCUUCCUGAAGCUUUGGAAAUGGCAUAUGUUAUUGGUGGCAAUUCAAAAUUAAAGUCAAUCAAGAUGUUAUGUUUUGUAAAUGUUGCAAUAAUUUUUGGAUAUGGAGUUAUGUUGGUAAUUGCAUUAUAUGGUGAAAAUAUUAAUCUGUGAUUUUCACAUGACAAACAUGUGUGGUAACAGGAAUUUAAUGAUGUCAAGCCAUAAAUUGCAGCUCAAGGGAAGAAGUUGGUGGUUGAUUCAUAUUUUGCUUAACUAUAUAAAAACUAGGGCAGCAAAGUAUAAUAAAAUACACAGGACUAAACAAGUCAUUAUAUUACUGGUGUAUUAAUCAGGUCAUAAAUGGUUUUUUUAAAACUUUUUUAAUCUAUCUUUGCACAAUUGUUAGAGUUAUAAUAAUGGUAUAUAUGGUGGUUAAUAAUUUAAAAGAACUCAUUUGUUAACAAAUGUUCACCAUAAAA
Messenger RNA from Xenia sp. Carnegie-2017, 3571 nucleotides. RefSeq lists its product as uncharacterized. NCBI's taxonomy places the organism in Eukaryota, Metazoa, Cnidaria, Anthozoa, Malacalcyonacea, Xeniidae. The record is from RefSeq and is a predicted model, not a curated record. Gene Ontology annotation, cellular component: membrane. Gene Ontology annotation, biological process: intracellular zinc ion homeostasis; zinc ion import across plasma membrane. The coding region runs from base 231 to 3263 and encodes 1010 amino acids. The transcript is spliced from 14 exons. Gene Ontology annotation, molecular function: zinc ion transmembrane transporter activity.